AUGGUGCGACAAGCCUUCCAGACCUUCUCCAAGAGCUCAAACCCGCUCGUGCAAGAAUUCCUGGCUGCCGUGAACAAUGAGACAACCCAGCAGGAGUCAUCGCUGUGUAGCUUCCUCCUAGACGUGAAUGAUAUGCUGUCUGAAGUAGACUCUGAGCAGCAGAUGGAGCGUCUGCGCACCCUUGAUGAUGACUCGAGAGAGGCAGCCUGGCAAACUCUGCUUGCGAUAAGCAACAGCAGCAGCAAUGGGACUCAGAACUCCUCGGUUGCUGAUGUGAUGGCACGAUUCGGAUGCAACAACCCGGUUCGGCAUGAGUACAUCAACGGCUUUUGGGGCGAUUACUACUUCUUCGACCCCUCAGUGGAUAUGAGCAACGUAUCACUGUCAGAACUCGAUCCUGACUUCUCCAACGUAGAGAACACCAUCGAUUUCCUGACUCUUGAUGACUUUUUGGAUGGACACAACGAGUACAAAGACAAGCGAAUCGCUGCCGUAUGGGUGGGAUCCAUCAGAAUCUAUGUUUCUGGAGACUACCAAUUCACUGUUAUGUCCUCUAAUUUCUCGACUUUCUCCAUCGACGGCGUCUCUCUCAUCAACAACACGGGGUUCUCUGGCAUACAUGAAGAGAACGCAGGGAUAUUCCUUGAUUCCGGAUAUCAUGAUAUCAAGUUGGAGUUCUAUCAGACUGACAAGCCUACGACCAUGAUCUUGACGUACCAGGGGCCAGACACGCUAGAUAAGGACAGUCUGCUUCGAGGUUUCCAUCUCGAGCAAGUGAAGGAGCUUUUCCAUGACUAUGUGGCAAAGAGAUCAAGAUCGAUCUAUUCUGCUGCGAAACCGGUUGGGGCUCAGCCUAAGAGUACGCUGAGAUCAAGACUGAGCACGAGGCCGACGCGUCGUCAAGCCGCUGUCAAACCCACCGGACUCGCGUGGCCCACUCCUCAAAAUCGAGCGUUGACCCAUAAUCUAUCUCCUCUCCUCCACCUGAUCAGUUCAGCAAAAGGCAAGUCAUCGAGCAACCCGAUUGAGAACCGUGCUCCCAAUCGUGUCAAGACCGAAGAGAAGAUGAAGCAGCUGAAGGAGCUUCAGAGCGAGGCGGCCAUUUACCAAUCAAGGACGUGA
Messenger RNA from Guillardia theta CCMP2712, 1122 nucleotides. RefSeq lists its product as hypothetical. The transcript is spliced from 5 exons. The record is from RefSeq and is a predicted model, not a curated record. Bases 1 to 1122 code for a protein of 373 amino acids. Lineage: Eukaryota; Cryptophyceae; Pyrenomonadales; Geminigeraceae.